AGACAGGACAAGUUCCGGGCGGGGCCUUCUGGCUAGAUCGCAUCUUCAAGUAUUUACUGGGGCUCUGGGUGGAAGGUCAGGGGCAGAGCAGCCCCAGCCCGCACGGCUUGUUUCUUUCCUGCAGCCCCCACCAUGGGUAACACGCAGGAACGACCCUCCCAGACCAUCGACCGGGAGCGCAAACGCCUAGUGGAGACACUGCAGGCAGACUCGGGGCUGCUGCUGGACGCGCUCCUGGCGCGGGGCGUGCUCACCGGACCCGAGUAUGAGGCUCUGGAUGCCCUGCCCGACGCUGAACGCCGGAUGCGCCGCCUGCUGCUGGUGGUGCAGAGCAAGGGCGAAGCCGCCUGCCAGGAGCUGCUGCGCUGUGCCCAGCAAACUACGCGUGCGCCCGACCCGGCCUGGGACUGGCAGCACGUGGGCCCGGGCUACCGGGACCGCAGCUACGAUCCCCCAUGCCCAGGCCACUGGACGCCUGAGGCCCCCGGGUCUGGCACCCUAUGCCCAGGGCUGCCCAGAGCUUCGGUGGACCACGAUGACACUGGGGAUCCUGAGGGAUCCGAGACUGUGCAGUCCAGGACCCCAGAAGAGCCAGAAGUGGAAGGGGCUGAAGAGAAUCUGGACCCAGAACCAGGACCGGAACUGGACCCUGAGCCAGAACUGCAACCAGAACCAGAACCAGAACCUGAGCCAGAGCCAGAGUCCGACUUCCAGGAGGCAGAGGAGGCAGAGGAGUCCGAAGAUUCCUGAAGGCCAGAGCUUUGAGCCACCACUCCCUGCUGUAGCCCACGCUGUGGGAGAGCCUGGGAUUCGUGGAGUGCUGCCGGGCAGGCUGGCCUACUAAGCUGCCAGUGAAUAAACCCCAGAGCCGGCCUCGGCCUGGGUUCUCUCC
Ochotona curzoniae (black-lipped pika) is the source of this 892-nucleotide messenger RNA. Its product is annotated as nucleolar protein 3-like. Bases 133 to 750 code for a protein of 205 amino acids. Gene Ontology annotation, biological process: negative regulation of release of cytochrome c from mitochondria; negative regulation of intrinsic apoptotic signaling pathway; negative regulation of extrinsic apoptotic signaling pathway. Lineage: Eukaryota; Metazoa; Chordata; Mammalia; Lagomorpha; Ochotonidae. Gene Ontology annotation, molecular function: death effector domain binding; death receptor binding; cysteine-type endopeptidase inhibitor activity involved in apoptotic process. Gene Ontology annotation, cellular component: mitochondrion. The transcript is spliced from 3 exons. The record is from RefSeq and is a predicted model, not a curated record.